Elephantulus edwardii (Cape elephant shrew) is the source of this 972-nucleotide messenger RNA. RefSeq names its product olfactory receptor 51G2-like. Gene Ontology annotation, molecular function: olfactory receptor activity; G protein-coupled receptor activity. NCBI's taxonomy places the organism in Eukaryota, Metazoa, Chordata, Mammalia, Macroscelidea, Macroscelididae. The transcript has a single exon. Gene Ontology annotation, cellular component: membrane. Gene Ontology annotation, biological process: G protein-coupled receptor signaling pathway. The coding region runs from base 1 to 972 and encodes 323 amino acids. The record is from RefSeq and is a predicted model, not a curated record.
AUGUUUCCUGUCAACAGCACCAGCUAUAUUUUCUCCACCUUUCUCGUGACAGGCAUCCCUGGAUUAGAGGCUAUUCACGUCUGGAUUUCCAUACCAUUUACUGUCAUGUUCUUCAUUACUUUGGUGGGUAAUCUGACAAUCUUGAUGGUUAUUUGGAGAGAGCACACACUCCAUGUGCCCAUGUACCUUUUCCUGGCUAUGCUGGCUGCAUCUGACCUGGGUCUGUCUCUCUUCACCUUCCCCACCAUGCUGAGAAUCUUCUGGCUGAAUGCUCGAGAGUUGAGCUUCUCUGCUUGUUUUACUCAGAUGUUCUUCAUUCAUACCUUCCAGGAUUUUGAGUCAGCUGUCAUACUGGCGAUGGCCUUUGACCGGUAUGUGGCCAUUUCUCAUCCAUUGCACUAUUCUUCCAUCCUCACUAAUAGUGUAAUUGCCAGCAUAGGUUUGGCCAUUUUCGUGCGAACCUUAAUUGUACAAGUGCCCCUUCCUAUCCUCUUGAGGAGGUUAUGCUUUUGUCGCUCCAAUGUGCUUUCCCAUUCCUACUGCCUACAUCCUGACAUCAUUAAGCUCUCCUGCUCCAACACUAGGAUCAACAGCAUCUUUGGAUUGUUUGUGGUACUUUCCACCAUGGGACUUGAUUUUCUUCUCAUUCUCCUUUCUUAUGUGCUGAUUCUAAAAACUGUACUAGGCAUUGCGUCUCAUGGUGGCCGUCUAAAGGCCCUCAACACUUGUAUUUCCCACCUGUGUGCUGUGGUCCUCUUUUUCACCCCCAUGAUCUGCCUGUCUAUGUUACACCGCUUUGGCCCAAAACUCCCUUCACACAUUUAUGUGCUCAUGGCCAACAUGCAUUUUCUCAUUCCUCCUGUAAUGAACCCCAUUGUUUAUGUGGUGAAAACAAAGCAAAUACGAGAUAAAAUUCUGAAAGUCUUCACCAUAAAAGGUCCUGGAGAAUCCAGAAUCUCCUUCAUAACAUAG